Drepanopeziza brunnea f. sp. 'multigermtubi' MB_m1 is the source of this 630-nucleotide messenger RNA. RefSeq lists its product as uncharacterized. The record is from RefSeq and is a predicted model, not a curated record. NCBI's taxonomy places the organism in Eukaryota, Fungi, Ascomycota, Leotiomycetes, Helotiales, Drepanopezizaceae.
AUGCUACGACCGAAUUUUAUUCUCGCGAUCUUGAUAGCCUUGAGCUUUCUCUUUGAUAGAGCUCAAGCAGUAUUCGGACUCCGUCCAGGAAUGUUUCGAGGAGAAGUCAUCGGCUAUGCAUCAGUUUUGGAAGACGAGGCUAUACGCAUCAAUCAAAACAAUAAGCCAUUUGUGGAGAACCCCACACGCCAAGCUCAAUUAGGAGAAGGUUUUUAUAUGGUAAGCAGGCCUGGUAUCUGGAGAGGUAUAGAAGGAGCGUGGUAUUGUGCUGUCAGGGCGAAUACGGAGAAGAUGAAAGGAAUCGACAAAAUCUACAUCCCGGAAUAUUAUCGGGCAGUGCCUUCGAAUAAACGGCAAAGGUUAUAUAGCCAAGGCGAAGAUGUUAUCAUGGAAUACCUCGCGUCAGAGGACUUAUUAACACCUGGGGAAGCGCUGCGCUUUGGACCGAUUUUAGGUUCUCAUUCGCAAUUGCAGAUGCUUAUUCCAACGACAGUGAUAAAUGACGAUAAGUUGAGCCUAUGGGCUAAAUGCUUUAAGUCGGAAUUUGAGCUGAGGGAAUAUACGAACGAGGAAAUUGAUUGGCAACAUAGGGAAGAUUGGGAGAUUAAAGGAAUACCGGUACCUGAGUAG